This is a messenger RNA of Jatropha curcas, 598 nucleotides long. The record is from RefSeq and is a predicted model, not a curated record. NCBI's taxonomy places the organism in Eukaryota, Viridiplantae, Streptophyta, Magnoliopsida, Malpighiales, Euphorbiaceae.
CACAUAAUUUUUAUUUCCUGCAAUCUAUAAUAUAUAAUCACUACUUUCUUUAAAGUUUAGAUGGCAAAAACAGCCUUUUCCCAGGCCAAAAAAGCCAUGGCUAUGGCUUUUUUUGUUGCCACUAUUUUGCUUUUGUCUUCUCAAGUGGCAAAUGCUAUGCUCAAUGAUGGAUUACAACUUAAUCUUGGACGAAGAACUCUGUUAGCUGAAACUACAACCGGUAGAAGUGGAUAUAAUGAAUACCCUGAUGGACGAGGAGCAUACAAUGAAAAUCCGACUGGUCGAAGUGGAUAUAAUGAAAAACCUGAUGGACGCGGAGGAUACAAUAAAAAACCUAACAAUGAAAAUCCGACUGGUCGAAGUGGAUAUAAUGAAAAACCUGAUGGACGUGGAGGAUACAAUAAAAAACCUAAUGGAAGAGGAUGAUAUAAUUAAGUAAACUUACGAUCAUAUAUAUAAAUAUGUAUGUGUGAAUAAACAGAUUGGUACUGAAUAAAAGAUUAUUACCCCAAGUUUUAGAAUGUCGUUUAUCUGUAUCCAUUUUGGUGCUAGAUAGAGUCAUUCUUUAUUUCUAAUAAAUUAUUAUUUCUCUUUUAAA